ACGGAACAAACGCCAAAAAGGGGCCCAGCAACAACAGCGGCAGAAACAAAAGAAAAAUGAACAAGAAGAAGUCUCGUACCGAGUCCGCGUUUACUACUGCAUCAAACGCUGCGCCGCCGGAAACUGACGAGAAGGACCACAGUACCAAGGAGAUCAUGUUGCAGGAGAGUGAAGAGGAUGUUGUGAAAAUUAAUCCAAGCAACACCGAGUUGAAACAGGACAAGCCAGUGGAGCCGCUUCAGAACAGCGAAACUACCGACGUGAUGAACACAACUGCAGCUGUUGCUACACCUUCUUGCGAGGUAGAAGACGCAGCUAUGAAAAUAAACCCUGCAGCUGCUGACGAGGAGGGAACUGCUGGUGGUCCUCACGAGCUAAAACAAGACAGCUCGACGAAUGAAAUAGGGAGUGUGCUGCAAGAUUCGCCCUGCAGCACUAGCCCUGAGGCAAGCUGCUGCAACACCAAUAAUAUGUCAUCUUGCGGCAAGAAGAGCGUCGUGGUCCUCCCGGACCAUCUUCACAACUCGUCUAGUACCAUUGCAGCUGCAUGCGAGGACGCAGGACCACGACAAGGUCUCGUUGAGAUGGAGGGUGUUUCUGCUGGGAAGGUGGCAGAGCGACCCUUUGCUCCUGCCACGACAGCUUCAUCUGCAAAAGAGGAACAACUGCCCGAAGCAGCAGCAGAGGAGGAACAACUGGACAGCACAGAAAAAGCCGUACAACAGCCUGAUGAUGCAAAAAAUUUUGUUGUUGAGGACAGUACUAUUGCACCCGACAGUAUGAGAACUUUUGCGAAUGUGGCUCCUGGUCUUCCUGCUGUUGUCGAAGAUGAUAUUGGUCGUGCUGCAGCUGCUGGUGGUGCUACCGUGGCCACGACCUCUUCUUCCCCUGCAGCUGAUGAAACUGGGCCAGCAACCGCGGUUGUUCUACCAGCGGCGAAAGAAACCAGCCUUAGUGGCGAUUUUGUGAGUUGCGGUGCCAGCGAUCGUUCGCCAGAAGAGGAAGAGCCUGUAGAUGACAGCAAGGAGAUAAAAUUUGAAGACGCAGCGUCGGAAGUCGAGACUCUUUGUUCCGGAGGACGCACAACGACAACUCGUCCUGCGCAAGGCUAUGUCGAAUUAGGGAACAAGAACACUCCAGAAGAUCAUGCUGAAAACAAGUCCUCCGCUGAGAUGAGCAUGUAUGACGUCGUUGCCAGCACAAACAGUGCCAGUGUAGCCAGUGCAACAGUGGUCUCUUCUGCCGAAAAAAACAAUUCCGACAGGAGCCUUGUGUCUACUAGUAGUACCAGUAUCAUCGCUACAAGUACAACUACUACCAGUCCGGACGUAAAAAAAGAAGCUUCCCGGGACCAGCAGGUGGACGGACCCACGCCGGGUUCGACGGGUGAUGAUGACUGCGCUGGUAGUAGUUCUAUUGUGAUGAAAGCUGAGCAAAAGGAAAACAAGGAGAAGCUGCUGAAAGACGAAGAGUCUGUAGAAGUGGUUGUCAAGGAAUUUCAUAAAAUCGAGCGGGUAAUUCUACCAGAGACGCCUGAGCGGGCGGAUGUUUCGAGUGUUUCAUCGAGUUGGCACCACAAGAAGAGACGUAAGUCGCAAUCCGCUCCGAGCCAGGCAAUCACCCGCGUGAUCAUCCCCGACGAUGAUGACGGGGGGAAGACUUCGCGGCGAAUCGGCAAUGCCUACACAACGAUGCGGGAGGCGGUUUUGAACGGGCAGGACAAACACCUUGCGAAGUGUGCGUUUAUUAACCGCAAACGAAGGAAACACACGGAGCAUGAGGUGGCUCUUGUUCUUCACAACCAGGAAGCAGGAGCAGCUCCAGGAGGAGAUGCAACAACUGCUAGUAUUGACGGGGUGGAAAUUAUCCCACGAAAAAACUGUUUCACUGUGAUGAUUUUGCAGGAUCUGCAUCACAAGUUUGCUACACAUGACAAAGAAAACUUGGCAUGCGUGCUUCCUAAGGGAAAACACGGCGAAAAAUCCAAUGUCUUGCAUGUAUAGCAAAACAAACACAUUUGCGUUCCCUUCUAUGCAUCACAAGUUCACAGUGAAACACUUUUUUCUUGCGAUAGAAAUACUAAAACAAGAACAGGCGAAGCAAAGUUUUGACGAGAUGAACCAGGAAUUCAGUGCAGCGAGCGGGAGUAUUUUUUCCGAACAGGUUAUGGAUGUGUCAGAGUUGAAAUCGACAAAGUUGAAAUAACUUGCAAUGCAUAAAAUGGAUACCAGUUGGAAGCCCAAUUUCUAAGCGGCGCAUGACAAAUUUCAGUAGAAUCGAAAUCCAGUCUGUAAUGCUGUUUGGGUAAGGAGUACGCCUUUUGUCAUGCUACUUUAGCAGCUCUAUUUCUACCCCGAAACAGGCUUACAAUCUGCCUCGCUUGCCUACUCUGCAAGACAGGCACUCUCUGCGUUGCAUUUUAUGCGUGACAAACUAUUUCAACUUUGACGAUUUCGAUCCUGACACAUCCAUACAGGUUGAAAAAAGUGAAGAAGGUAUUCCGGUUUCGCGGCUCAUGUUGAAAAAGACGGCUAGCCAUGAUUUUUCAUCAGCUUCGACUAUCAAAUGCAAAAGUGUCUGGGUCUGGAAACUUGUGACGCUGCGUUGGGAAUAGUGAAUGCUCUGUAAUGCCCAGCCGAGCAUGAGAAAUAUCUGCGCUUCGUUGUGUUGCGUUUUUCGCAUGACAAACUGCGUUUUUGCAUGACAGACAAAAGGGUAUCUUCUUGGACACGCAUCACAAACUUUUUGGUCAUCCCAGACAAGCAUCACAAAUCUCGCAAUCUUCCAGACCCAGACAUUUUUGCAUUUGAUAUCGACGUCCUCGAUUGUGGGAGUACAAGAACCCGAAGCCAGUGGUAGUGCGAUGGACGCGGACGAGGGCAACGUGAAUAACAAUAAAACCGAAGCUGAUGCAGCAGCUGACAGUAGCGACAAGGCUGCUGCUCUCACUUUUGGUGUUGGCCAGGAUCAGGAAGUAGAACAUGAAAGCUUGUUGACCGGUAUUAGUAAGAUCAUGAGCUGCGAAGAUGUUCCUGCGACAGAAGUUGCAGAAAAUUGUAUCGAGAUGAACGCAGAUGCAAUUUCACGAUCUACAACCAGUGGAGCAGUGGAGGAGAAGGACCAGCAAUUAUCUUCUGCCUCACCGCUACAGAAGGAUAGUACCUCCAGUGGCGAAAAAGAAAGACUGCCCGACACGAUGGCAUCUUCUACUCGGGAUGCAGCUGCUGCAGAUGAAGAUGCGGAGCUCCACCCGAAGACCUCCUCAGAGACAAACAACAAAGGGGACAAUUCUAGCAGUAAGAACCACAAUCGGCCGUCCUGGAACAAGGGCAAGAACGACCACUGGAAAUCCUGUUAUAAUAAUUCGGACCACUUCAACAUGAAAGGUAGAAACAACGGUAGAGAUCAGGAUUGGCACCGCGGCGGCACCACUUAUGUUGAAAACAGCAAGAGCAACUACUACUUCCACAAGGGCGGCAAUAAACACGGAUACAACGACUAUCUUCAUUGUGGUCAAGGAACAAAGGGAAUGAAGCAACAUGAAGAAAAUGAUUCAACAUCCCGAGGACGGGGCUACAACUACGGCCACUCGCCGUAUUCCAGCUACAAGGGAAACAAUUUUCAUCAUCCGAGCAGCAACUACAAAGGAGGUAAGUCUUUUUCCACACUAGCCAACUUCCCGAACGUUCACUAUGGGAGAAAGAGCCCCUCGGGCCCCCCAAAGACGGACCAAGAACAGGAGCCUACCAACACGUCCGGCUACGGAGGGAAAAAUAGCGCUCAACAGGGAGAACAUCAACACCGUAACUAUCGUCCAACCACGACGCCCCGACGAGGGCCGUAUGCGCAUGCCAAGGACCACUGGGACCAUUACCGUGUUUUCGGUGGGAAGAAUUACACCUACGACCACAGUUGUAAUCAUGACGGCUACUACUACAACAACUAUCAGUCCGGCCGCAGGGGAACGCCAGAGGACUUCUAUUACUGGCAGCGCCACAAAGGUGGAAAGGCGAACCGCGGCAAAGGGGAAUUGAAUAUCUUCAAGGGCGGAGGGCAUGAAGAUUACCACGGGCAGCUGCAGCCGGGGGCAGACGCAGAAUUUGCCGGCGAUGGAGGCGCUUGGGGCGGGAAAGGCUCGGGAGAGAAGCAACAAACCGAAUAUGUGGAUAAUUACUGGCAUACUCAGUACAAUAUCCACAGUAAAUUUACCGUACACGACGACGUACUUAUGCGGUUUGCGGUUUCUUUUUCUGCAUGGAAAAACUUACCUUCUUCACUUCUGUUUAGAAUGACGAGCGGCAUGCUGCUCUAUCUUGGCGAAAUUUGUCAUGCAUUUUGUAUGUGUGCGCGUGCGGGAAACUUGUAUUGCAUACACUACAACAACCAAGUUGCGGAGAACCAGCCUGACGAGGUACUUUUGGGCUUUCUGCGGCAACAAGUCGACAACUACCAGCACCACACCGGAGCAGGCGUGGCGAUGCAAAACGUGGAGCAGCGUGAAGAGCAGCAGCAGACGAGUAGCGACCUGCAGCCUAAUAUCAGUAGCGCCCAGAUGAAACAAGAUCAUGCCACAGUGCCUCCUCUCGAGCACAUUCUGGCCGAUGCUUUGACCCAGGCGGGGUUCGGUGCAGGAACGGGUGCUCUUUCCGAGGAGAAAAGCUGUGCUGUAGUGACUGAAACUGUGAACAACACACUUGGCAGCGCUGACAAUCUCGCUGGUAGUUCCGUUGGCGUUGCCUCACCGGGAGCUGCUCCCGCGCGCGAGUGGUGGAGGUAG
This is a messenger RNA of Amoebophrya sp. A120, 4777 nucleotides long. NCBI's taxonomy places the organism in Eukaryota, Dinophyceae, Syndiniales, Amoebophryaceae. The record is from the annotation of a GenBank genome assembly.